Galleria mellonella (greater wax moth) is the source of this 4388-nucleotide messenger RNA. RefSeq names its product enhancer of mRNA-decapping protein 3 (gene Edc3). The record is from RefSeq and is a predicted model, not a curated record. The transcript has 5 exons. Gene Ontology annotation, biological process: deadenylation-independent decapping of nuclear-transcribed mRNA; P-body assembly. Lineage: Eukaryota; Metazoa; Arthropoda; Insecta; Lepidoptera; Pyralidae. Gene Ontology annotation, cellular component: P-body. The coding region runs from base 170 to 1702 and encodes 510 amino acids. Gene Ontology annotation, molecular function: mRNA binding.
CCUAUAGAUUCUCUGUACCCGUCCUGUCAUCUUACCGUUUUCCAAGUGUGGGAUAUGAUUGUUUUGUUGUUAUUAUUAAUAUCGAUUCAAAAUAAAUAAGGACAUAUCAUCAAAGAGAGGAAGAAGAAUUAUACACUACAUAUCAAUCCUGACACAUGUGUGGUAAAAAAUGUCGAACUGGAUUGGAUAUGCCGUGUCGGUCAACUGUGGUGAACCUCUUGGUUGCUACCAAGGCACUAUUCUAGAAGCAGAUGGUACAACAAUAACUCUCACUAAAGCCUUUCGAAAUGGUUUUCCAUAUCCUAAAGCUCAGGUUACGCUAAAUGCUGCAGAUAUAAAAGACUUAAAAAUCAUCGAGGCCCGGCCGGAGCCUGCGGAGCAGACACAUAGUACAGUAGCGGUCACAAAAUCGCAUAAGAAAGGACAGCGUGCCACGGUCUGUGAGAAUUUACAAGCAAACCCCAGUAGUUCAGGUAACCAGACAACAGCGACUGCAAGUGGGAGUAACAACAAUAAAAGUGGAAACAGUCGCACACCCAACCAGGGCCCUGCAAGAAGUAAGCCAAUCGAUAUACAGAGCACACGCAGCAAUAAGAAUAAUACGCAUGCAGGGAGUUACGGUAACACAGGCUCGACGCCCAAGUACCGCGGGGCGGGCGGCGGCAGCGGCGGGUGCGGCGGGGGCGGGGGCGGCCACGAGAAGGCGCGGCGCCGCAACGAGGCUUGCUUCGGGGAGGCGGCCGACGCCGCGCUCGCGGACGACUUCGACUUCGAGGGCAACCUGGCGCUGUUCGACAAGCAGGCGCUGUGGGAGCAGAUGCGGCAGUCGCACCGGCCGGACCUGGUGCGGCAGGCGGACGAGCUGGGCAAGUUCCGGCACGACGAGAACGUGCUGGGCGGGCCCGCGCGCGCCGCCCGCCACGCCGUGCGCGUGCCCGACGCGCUGCGCGGCGAGCUCGACUACGUCACCGACGACGGGCUGCUCGUGCCGUCCGUCGUGCCGCACCUGCGCUACCGGCUCUGGGACGAGCUCUGGCGACACGAGAUGGGCGAGAGCGCGCUGGUGCUGCUGGCGCGCGCGGCGGCGGACGUGGCGCUGCGGCUGGUGGGCGGCGGGCGGCGCCUCGAGCCGCGCAACGCGCACCAGGCGCCGCGCGUGGUGGCGCUGCUGGGCGGCCACGCGGCCGGCGCGGCCGGGGCGCUGGCCGCGCGCCUGCUGGCCGCGCACGGCGCGCGCGCCGCCUGCCACGUGGCCGGCGCCGCGCCGCGCGCCGCCGCGCUGCGCCGCGAGCUGGCCGCCGCCGCGCUGGCCGGCGUCGAGCUGGCGCCCAGCCUGGACGCGCUGCCCAGCGCCGACGUGCUGCUGCUGGCGCUGCACGACGUGCGCCGCGCCGACGCGGCCGCCGCGCCCGCCGCGGCCGCCGCGGCCGCCGAGCGCCACGACGCCGCGCUGCGCUGGGCGCGGGCGGCGCGCGCCGCCGUCGUGGCGCUGGAGCCGCCGGCCGCCGGCUGGCCGGGCGUCUCGUGCCGCGCCGCCGUGCUCGCGCUGCUGCCCGCCGCGCUGCCCGCCGCGCUCGGCCGCGUCUACCUGGCCAACGUGGCGCCGCCGCUCGUGCUCUUCGACGACCUGCACAUCACCUACCGUCCGCCCUUCGGCGCCGCCGCCGUGCUGGCGCUGCACGCCGCCGACGACGCCGACUGAGCGCCGCGCCGACGGUGCCGCCCGCUGACCCCUGUGGAAAAUGGACGUGUGCAAACAUUCAUAUCGACACAAUCCGCUCGUUACCUUUAACAUGAGCCUGUCCAUGUAAGAGAAGAAUAUAGCUGAUUCAAAAUAAUACUACGACUCGGGAUAAAGUUUCAAAUUAUCCUUGUUUUCUUUUAUAUAUAAUAGUAUAAAAUUUCUUGACAGUGCCAGGAGAACACCUCUAGUUGUAUUCUUACUCUACCACCACAUGGACAGUCAACUAUUACAUUGUUUGUAUUAUAAAUAUCGACUACCAUUUUCCAUAUUGGCCACUGGCUAAAGCUCACACUUAGUCUCUAAGGUGUCUGCGGCAGUGUUCUGUAUUGUUAUCUCGAUAAAUGUAGAACCCUGUGUAUAAACUUUGUGAUAAACGGUUAAGUUUUAGAAAACAUUUUAUUAUUUCACAAGUGAAUGAAUAUGACUAGCUAGGCUUGGUAAGAAAGCUGCGCAUACGCUCGCCCUCUGUCAUGAUAGGCGCUGAGCAAAUGACACACUUGUCCACGGAAGAAAAAUUUUCUAUGAAAAAAUUGCCAGAGACUCGUGUAUAUUAUGUGAUGCAAUUGUUUGUGUUCUCUUUUGACAGACAUAGAAUAUUAACAAUGUUCAUUCCUAUGUUAGCUAAUGUCUGAAUUUUCUGUAAAUUCUCAAUACUUCAAAUGUUCUGAUAGCGACAAAAAUAAUGGAUCACGUAAUAAGAUUCUUAUUGAACUAGCAACAAAAUUUUUAAUAUCGAUAGAAGAGUACAUAUUAGGAAGUUAUAAAAGAAAAAUUAUUAUUACAUAGUUGAUAAGUCAUUAUUUGUCUAUUGUUACAUGUUACGUCAUUACACUUCACUUUUUAUUUGCCGUAAAACGGGGUGAAUAGCAUACAUUUUUUAUCUUUGACAUAGAUUUUCAUGAUUUUUCUGAAUUAAUACGAGACAUUAAUUAUAUUAUUAUACAACUCGAGAUUUAAGAUAACAGAAAUGCUGUUUAUUUCUUUAAUCGUAUCUAUUCAGUGGACAUGGGGCUAAAUUAAACGACGUACGGGGUGAAUAGAAAAAUUGGUCAGGGCUGUCAGCUUUUAAAUCGCAUAAGUAGAUUUUAUUAUUACUAUUAUUAAAUUAAAAGAUACCCAUUUUGACGAGUGAAACCAAAUUCAUAAUGCAUGUCUAAUUUGAUUAUACACAAAAUACUGUAUGAAAUGACUGAUGUAGAUUGUCCUUUUGUGUUUAGUACUGAGUUACUGAGUAAAUUUGUAAUAUAUACCUUCACAUUUAAUUAAACAUUGAGCGUGUUACGAAAUUGUUACUGGAAAGAAAUUACUAAAGAAACAUUAAAAAGUAGAUCACAGAUACCUAUAAAUUUUUGUUAAAUAUUUUGUCAGUUUUAAUUUGACUAACUUCAAGAAACUUAAGUGAACAUAAAUAAUUUAUUGUGAAAAUUAAAUUAACGUAAAGCGAUUCUAUUCACCUAAUUAACUCUAUACACCCCGAUUUACGGUAAUCAUACAAAUAUUGAAAAAAAUAAUAUUUUUGUAAAUUGUAAGAUAAUAGAAGCAGUGGCGUACUUAUAUAUGAAUAUUCCUAAGUAUCGAUGACGAGGGUAGUGUCUCGUGUGCGCAGGCCCUUAGCAGUGGUUCAAGUGCGCAUGUUCCUUACUAUAUACGAACGAGGUAAACUGAAGCCAAACUUAUUUAUUAUCAUAACUAUAAUUUUCAUUAGACAAUAAUAAAAGACUAUAUUGAUCGUAAUUUAGCAAGCACAUUCAUGAAAUUGUACAAUUUCCUGCACAAGACACCUGAUCACGAUAUUAGAAUCUCAAUCCGGCCUAAAAAUUUGUUUUAUUAAUUUCAACUUUUUACUUAUGUUAUUUAAAUAUUCAUAAAUAUUUUUGUUGGCCUUAACUUGUUCUACCAAAUGUCUCGCCUUUCUAAUUUAUGACAAAGACCGAUUCAAGAUUUAAUAAUUUUACAGAAAUAUCGAAAAGUGAACAGUUUUGUAUUUCGAAUUGUUUAUAAUAACGAUUAUUUGCCGAUCGUAAAGGACGUUAGGUCAUUUUGUAUAUAUUUGUGUGAAAUCGAAAUUUGCCUACUACCGAUUUUCUGGCUCGGCGCUGGCAACACUUGGUGUCAUUUUCCCGCCCAUAUUUGUUCACUGGUAGGAUGUUGUAAAACGGUCGUUAAUUAUGAUUACACCUGUAUAUAUGUAAGUGUGCAUUAGGAUUAUAUUGUGUAAAUGCAUUUUUGGAUGGUGUUUGUGCACGUUGUAUAUAUUAGGACUAAAUGACUUGAAACGAUACUAAUCAACAACUCGUCUCGUCUCGUCGUAUUGCUUUUUGAAUGGACGCCUCUUUUCUGUAUUGAAUUGAAUGUUUGAGAAGAUACUUCAGUAAUAUGGCACAUGUACCUACAGUAUACAUUAUGUUUUGUUAAAUUGCAGUAUUCAAUUAUUAUAUACUUGUACGCUUAAUGUGGUAGAACAUCGAAGUUUACACACAAUAAUGUACCGUUAAUUAUAUUUACGUUGAGGCAUUUUUUAAAAUCGUGUUCGUCCAAUAUAGAUGAAGAUGAUUGGGAAAUAAAAUGAUGUCUCAUAAUUAAUUCAAUUAAAUAGUUUUCGAUACUCAUUUCUGAAAAUAAAAUAAACUGAAUCUUAAUCAAA